AUGGCUCCCUUGAGCAAGAAACGCAAGGAACCUUUACAAUCUCGCACUAUCGUUGAUUUCUUCUCAAAUAACGCAUCUACGAAGAAAAGCAAGCUUCAAAACCCCCUUCCCAAAACGAACAAGAAGAACUCCAAAACUUCCUUAUCUCGGGAUAUCAUCAUCAUAGAUUCGGACAGUGACGAUUGUACAGCGAAAAGAGACAACGGGAAGACGCGAGCAAUCCCAGGUGCUCAGAAACAACACGCUUCUCCGCAAGGGGAAAAGGGGAAUCUACGUGGUUCUAAUGAAUGCGAGUGGAAGCCAUCUCUCACACGUGUCGCUUUGUCAAAUCAUGAAGAAUCUCAUGAGGAUAAACUCCCCACAUUUGGAAAGCCCGCUUUAUUGCAAGCGCCCGUUCAAAGCAGCAUGAACACUGUAGAAAGGAAGGAUACUUUACUCCAGUCGUCGGUCAUUAAAGCCACUUCCAGCAUUUCUACCUUUGGUGUUCCAACUUUGUUACUCCGGUCCUCAGUCGAGCCAACUCACGAGCUACUUUUUGAAGGAAACGCAUCUGCAGAAGUCGGUAUCCCCAAACCCUACAGGGAUCAUGGAAAUAUACCACAUUCUAUUGAUGUGGUAGAUGUCGACUUUACAGGUGAAGAUGAGCAAUGGGGUGUUGGAGACGAUGAGCUGGCCAUCAUCAAAGCCGCUAACGAUGACAUUGAGAUGGAGGAUGUCUCAGAACAACUCAAUGACUGCGUCCAUCCUGCUAGUUGCCCCAUCUGCGAGCUCGACAUAUCACGUUUACCUGGCUUGGUUGGUGACAUGACCACGCUGCAGAUGUAA
Suillus fuscotomentosus is the source of this 825-nucleotide messenger RNA. RefSeq lists its product as uncharacterized. The coding region runs from base 1 to 825 and encodes 274 amino acids. The record is from RefSeq and is a predicted model, not a curated record. NCBI's taxonomy places the organism in Eukaryota, Fungi, Basidiomycota, Agaricomycetes, Boletales, Suillaceae. The transcript has a single exon.